This is a messenger RNA of Prionailurus viverrinus (fishing cat), 1254 nucleotides long. Its product is annotated as vomeronasal type-1 receptor 4-like. Gene Ontology annotation, cellular component: membrane. NCBI's taxonomy places the organism in Eukaryota, Metazoa, Chordata, Mammalia, Carnivora, Felidae. Gene Ontology annotation, molecular function: pheromone receptor activity. The coding region runs from base 1 to 1254 and encodes 417 amino acids. The transcript has 3 exons. The record is from RefSeq and is a predicted model, not a curated record. Gene Ontology annotation, biological process: G protein-coupled receptor signaling pathway.
AUGAGUGAUUCUCCGACACUCCCACAGAAGCAAACCAACAAACUGGCUGUUGAUGUCAAAACCUUCAACGAACCUUUUGUUCACAGGAAUGAUUGUUGCUAUAAUUUAAGGGAAAAUGUACUGAAUGAUACAAUAGCUUCCAUGGAUUUGGCAAUAGCAAUCAUCUUCUCAUCACAGACGAUAGUUGGAAUCCUGGGAAACUGCGCUCUUCUUUUCCAUUAUCUCUUCCAUUACCACACUGAAGGGAGGUUGAGACCCACAGAUUUGAUUCUCAAGCAACUGAUUAUAGCCAACUCCCUAUCGAUGCUCUCAAAAGGAGUCCCCCAUACACUGAAUGCUUUUGGGCUGGAAUAUUUCUUCCAUAAAUUGGGAUGCAGACUUCUUUUAUAUGUUCAGAGAGUGGGCAGGGGGGUGUCCAUUAGCAGCAUCUGCCUCUUGAGUGUCUUCCAGACCAUCAUGAUCAGCCCCAUGAACUCCUGGUGGAAGGAUCUUAAAGUCAAAGCUCCAAAGUAUGUUGGUUUCUCCAUUACCCUCUGCUGGAUCACACACAUCAUGGUAAAUUUUAUCAUUCCUGUUUAUGGGUUGUAUGUGUCUGAGAAACAGAGCAGCAAAAACAUAACAAAGAAAAGGGAUUAUGGAUACUGUUCUAUUUCUGAUCCUGAGACAAUCACAGGGCCACUUUUUGUAGUACUGAUAAUAUUCCCUGAAGUUUCACUUUCUGGGCUGAUGAUCUGGGCCAGCGGCUCCAUGGUCUUCAUCCUGAACAAACACAAGCAGCGCAUCCAACACAUUCACAGCACUGUUUCCCCCAGAUCCUCUGCUGAGUCCAGAGCCAUCCAGAGCACCCUUGUCCUGGUGAGCACCUUUGUGUCUUUCUACUUCCUCUCCUCCAUCUGUCAUGUUGGCAUUGCUCUUAUUUAUAAUCCCACUCGGUGGUUAGUAAACACCUCUGCCCUAACUUCUAUGUGUUUUCCAACUUUCAGUCCCUUUCUGAUCAUGACACGAGACUCCACAGUACCCAGGCUCUGCUUUCCUCACAUAAGAAACACAAAAUCUCCUAACCUUACCAAAAAAUCCAACAAAAACCCGAGACUCUUCCCAGGACAACUUGACCCACCAAUUCUCACUGGUGUGGCCAAAGACAAGAAGGAAGUAUCUGUGGUCUCAGCCCCUAAAGGCUGCUGGCUGAAUCUUUGCACUUCAAAUCCUGUCCGUACUGGAGAAAGCAGCCAGGGUGAGCACCUCAAGCAGUAG